UUUAAAUAACAAACAACGCGGUGAUGGAUCUAAAAAUAAUAAGUGUGAAUCAAAAAUGUAAACACAUUUAAAAUUAUAUUGCACAAAACUGAAACAUGUGUUAAAAAAAUUCCAAAUCGCAAACAAAAUCCGGUUUCCUGCUCACGUGUUAUUUUUUUGUGUGCUUGUGGUCUUUCCCCCUUUGCUCUUGUUUCCACGUUCUGCGCUUGCGUUUCUAAAAGUUGCAGUUAGAGUUUCAUGUAAAUCAGGGCGGGCUUCAGUGUCACUAUUGGCCAACAAGUUCUAGAUUGACAGCUUCUCCUCUAGCCAAUCAGUCCAAGGGGGAGUUGACGUCACUCCAAUGCGACUCAUGGCUGCUGUAAGAGGAUGGAUAACCAGCGUCAGCAGGCAAAUGCCAGACAAUCUCAGCAGACCGAAUACCUGGAUGUGCUUAGUGCAGCACAGAGCCUCAUCUCUGUGCUAACACAGACUCUUAAUCAGAGUCCUGUAACACCACGUCCUCAAGUUCAAGUGCAGGGUCAGGGGCAGCAGGCAGUCUUACCAGAAAGACAGACAAAUACCACCAUUGAUCAGGACAUGGCCAGGGCCUUUCCAAGCAUGUUCCGAAGACAUGCAAUCUGCGGGAAAAAAAGAAUAAAUGUAGCAUCCAGAACACAUACCAAGAAUGCAAAAGCAUUUAAACCUUUUGAUUUAAAUGUAUAUCUUUUGGAUAAAAAUUCUGAGACUACCCCUUCACCUGCACACGAGCUCAAGCUUGUUCAAGCAGGGUUUGGCAAAAGGACAAUCUCAAUUACAAUGGACAUAACACAUUCAGAGCUUUCCAGCAUACUGUAUGAAGCAUUCCCGAAAAUGGAGGGUCUGAGUGGAGGAUGGAUGCUUUAUAAGGCUACUGGGGGGAGUGGUACAAGACGGCUGAAUGUUAUUCCUCCAGACUCGGAAGGUUACACUGGAUCCCAGAUUAAAUCUGCCUCCGCAUCUGGAAAGACAAUGCUGUAUGUAGUUCCUCUACAAGAGGAGCUGGACCUUAAUCCUCUCCCUAAUGAUGCCAGAGAAUUCAAAAAAAUGCCAAAGGCUACUUGCCAAAUGUGCAACAAAAGCAUGCCCCUGCAAGUGUUGGCUCUCCACAUUCAGGUUUGCAAGUCAAGUGAUUCCGCAUCCUCAAAUGAAGAGACAGAAGUUCAGUUCGUCUCAGAAAGCAAUUUGGAUGAGAUAACACAAGAAAAUUUUCCAUCUGAGUCUGUUUUACCAUGCCCAAUAUGUCAACUGAAGUUUCCUGUGGACAGUCUUGAACUACAUGCCAGCCUGUGUGGAGAACAAAAUCUUUUGGAGUCUCCAGAUCACAGUUCUUUUAUGCGCAAUGAUGAUUCUGGUAUUGCUGAUGAUACAACAGGCAAUUCAAGCUCUCCACAAGUAUUAUGUCUAGAUGAUCUUCUGGAGCUGCUUGCUGGCCGAGUUAAUGCAGAAAAUCAAUUCCGCAUUUGUGUUUCACGGGACAAUCUCCUAGAGAGGGGGCUCAAGCAGUGGCAAAGACAAAAAAAAGGAAACCCAGCCAACCAGCUAAAAAUAACCUUUAUUGGGGAAGCUGGAGUCGACUCUGGUGCUUUAAGAAAGGAGUUUCUUACAGAAAUGAUCAGUGGUAUUGAAAAACGCCUCUUCUUGGGUCAGAGAGCAAAGAGUCCACAGUACUCCAACAGUGACCUUGACAAUGGUCUCUUCAGGACUGCUGGCGAGAUCUUUGCUGUCAGUCUAGCUCAAGGUGGCCCAGCCCCAUGUUUUAUGAGGGAGUGGUGCUACUUUUACCUCACCACUGGGGAAGUUGAUGUCAGCAGAAUUUGUAAGGAUGAUGUAGAUGAUGUUGAAUACUCCCUAUUGAUCACAAAGGUUGAAGAGGCAACUGAUCUGACUGAAUUUACAGAUGAAAUUAUCAGCUGUGGAUACACAGGAGCACUCAACAUAGAACAAAAAGAUGCCGUAAUUAGAGCAAUUGUUCUCCAUGCAACAUUUCGAGUUAUACCAAUGCUUGGAGACUUGCGCAAAGGCCUUCAGCUGUAUGGAUUGCUGGACAUACUCAAGGAGCAUCCAAGUCUUUGCAAGAGUCUGUUUGUUCCUGGGCAGGACUGUACACCAGAUGCAGACUAUAUUCUCAGCAAUGUUGCUCCUGAAAUGAGUGAGAGAGGAACUUCAAGGGCUUCGGUAGAGAGUAAAAUCAUAAACUACUUUCAGGACUUCCUUCAAGAAAUUGAAUGUGGAGAGAGUGCUGAAGAUGCAGCAGAAGUGGAAACUGAGCCAUCCUACCUCACUGUCCCUAGAGUCAUGCAAUGGAUUACAGGCCAGGGACAUAAGCCACUACUGAUUUCGGAACAGAAGGCUUUUCAGAUAGUUUUCAAAUUUGAUCAUGACUGUAAAGUCAGAAUGCCACAGCACACCAUAUGCUUCCCAAUAGUGAGUGCUUGCACUAAUACGGUUACCUUUCCAGUAGCACACAUGACAACAUACGAAGACUUUAAAUUCAUCAUUGUACAAGCCAUAAAAUCAGGGGGAGCAUUUAGCAGGGUUUAAAUAUCACCCACAAUAUAGUGCUGGAUUUGAGUUAAUCUCUUAAACCAUAGCUUUAAGUGUUACAGUUGGUUAACAUAUUUCCUACAUCAACUGGUGGAUGUCUGCAGUACUUUUAGACCUACAUUAAGAUACUUAAGUUGCACUUUCUUUUCUGAAAUGAGUGCGGUUUCUGUAGUUUAUAUCUGAUUUAAGAUAUAUAACUUGCAUCUGCAGUUCAAAUCAAGCCGCUCUGUUGUAGAGCUUUCCUUAACUGAUUUUAUAUCUGAUUUAAGGUACUGAUGUUGCAUUUCAUUUAUAAGUUCAUGUUUUCC
Messenger RNA from Carassius auratus (goldfish), 2870 nucleotides. RefSeq lists its product as uncharacterized. The record is from RefSeq and is a predicted model, not a curated record. The transcript has 15 exons. Gene Ontology annotation, molecular function: ubiquitin-protein transferase activity. Lineage: Eukaryota; Metazoa; Chordata; Actinopteri; Cypriniformes; Cyprinidae. Bases 367 to 2559 code for a protein of 730 amino acids.